CCGUAACUCACAAUGUCCGGCAACUUCGACACCAACCCACCACAACCCCCAAACCUCGACCCCGACGCCAUUGAACUCGUCCAACGCAACCAACAACAUGCGUCUUUCGCCGGGCACGAAUCCGACCCCGAAACCCUGCGAGCAGCCGGUGGCACUCCUCCUCCAGAGGGCAUCGACCCGGCCACCAUCGCCUUGGUAGAAGACGUCCCUCCAGAUGGUGGGUACGGAUGGGUGAUUGUGGCGGCAGUGUUUCUCAUCAACGUCAACACCUGGGGCAUCAACAGCGCCUGGGGAAUCUUCAUGGAGCAGUAUAUCCGCGAGAACACCUUUCCGGAAGCCAGCCAUUUCGAGUACGCCCUCGUCGGAGGUUUGUCCGUCUCGCUGGCCCUGAUCUUGGGACCGAUUAUUAGUGCUAUCCAGAAAACGUUGGGCACCAGGUAUACGAUGGUGCUGGGGUCGUUGAUGAUUUUUGGUGGUCUUUUCUCUGCGUCGGCGGCCAGUCGGGUAUGGCAUCUUUUCAUGAGCGUGGGGCUUUGUAUGGGAUUUGGGUUUGGGCUGCUUUAUAUCCCGGCAAUGGGACUCCUCCCCCCAUGGUUCUCACGCCACCGAAGCCUGGCUCUCGGCCUUGCAACGGCGGGAGCAGGCGGUGGCAUCGCAUGGAACCUCAUCACUGGCAAACUCCUUUCCGUUUCGGGACUGAAAUGGACCUGGCGGAUUCUUGCCCUUGUCUCCAUUGCUUUUAACAUUCUUUGCGCCUUUCUCUGCCGCGAGCGGCCUAUUAGCUCUUCCACGGGGUCGUUGAAACGCCGAUCCUUCAACAUCCGUGAUUUUGGCCGGACCCAGGUCCUUCUUAUUCUUCUGUGGGGUUUCAUAACCGAAUUCGGCUACGUCUCCCUCUGGUACUCUCUCCCGAGCUAUGCAACCAGUAUCGGUCUCACUCCAUCCCAAGGAUCCGUGGUAAAUGCCAUGUUGAGUUUGGGAGUAGGCGUUGGGCGCCCGCUUGUUGGCGCCCUCAGCGACCGCUUCGGCCGCAUCAACCUCGCCCUCUUCUGCUGCUCUUCAUGCGCCAUCCUCUGCCUAACCCUCUGGAUUCUCGCCCGCUCGUACGCCGGCUUGAUCAUCUUUGCCUUGGCCGCAGGCGCUGGAGGUGGUUGUUUCUGGUCUACAGUGAAUCCUAUCCUGGCGGAAACCGUCAGUCUCGCCGAAAGUAGUGCCAUUUUUGGCACUAUCUGCUUCGCCUUGGUAAUUCCUACCACCUUUGGCGAAGCCAUUGCGCUGCAGCUGGUCAAGGGUGGAGACGGCAUAAACAAGUUCAUUCCGAGCCAGAUCUUUGUCGGUUGUACGUUCCUAGGGGGUACCGCUUUACUCAUGCUCCUUCGAAGCUGGCAGAUUUGCGAAAUUGAGAGGAAAAGUGAGGGCAUGGGGAGUGGUCAACAUGAGCAGGGCCAUAAGAGGUCUGGAGAAGAAAGCCGAACGGAGGAGGAUUUGGAGCAAGGGGUUAUGGCUUCGGGAAGAAGCGCUGGGGUGGCGGUGUUGGGCGAGUUGAGGAGCUCGGCUGCUGGAAUGUGGUCUCCGAGAAAACUAUUUGUUGCCAGGAGGGUGUAG
Molecule: messenger RNA, 1605 nt
Organism: Neurospora crassa OR74A
Lineage: Eukaryota; Fungi; Ascomycota; Sordariomycetes; Sordariales; Sordariaceae
Exons: 3
Coding region: 13-1605 (530 amino acids)
Biological process (GO): transmembrane transport
Molecular function (GO): transmembrane transporter activity
Source: RefSeq, a predicted model, not a curated record